CCCCCGCGCCUGCAGCUGCUGCGCUAACGCACAAAGGCAGGAUUUCCAGUGAGGAGGAGAAUGGGAGCCUGGCUGCAGCAUCUCCUUCGCCGCUACAGCAGCAGAGUGGAAGAAGCGGAGAGUUUUGCUCCCUGGAAAACUGGAUUCUGAAUCGUGAGAGGCUUUGAACUCCACCCCCCCAAUAAAAAAAACAAAAAAACACAAAAACACACAAAAAAACCCAAACCCUUUGACUUCUUCUCUCAGCAGGAGGGGGAGGGAGGGCGGAUUUACCAUGAAGACAAAUCGAAGAUGCAGAGCCCUGCUAGCAGUGAGUCUGAAUCUGAUGGCUCUCCUCUUCUCUACGACAGCUUUUAUCACGACCCACUGGUGCGAGGGCACACAGAGGGUCCCCAAGCCGAGCUGCGGGAAAGAGAAGAAGACGAACUGCCUCAACUACAGUGGCAAUGAGACUGCCAAUGAGACAAACCAGAACGUGGUUCACUACAGCUGGGAGACGGGAGAUGACCGCUUCCUCUUCAGGUAUUUCCACACCGGAAUCUGGUACUCCUGUGAGGAAAAUAUCAAUGCUGCCGGUGAAAAAUGUCGAAGCUUUAUUGACCUUGCCCCAGCUUCUGAAAAAGGUGUCCUGUGGCUGUCAGUAGUGUCUGAGGUGUUGUACAUCAUGCUGUUAGUCGUUGGAUUCAGCCUUAUGUGCCUAGAGCUCUUUCAUUCAAGCAGUGUGAUAGAUGGGCUCAAGUUAAAUGCCUUUGCUGCUGUCUUCACUGUACUUUCAGGUCUCUUGGGGAUGGUGGCACACAUGAUGUAUACUCAAGUUUUCCAAGUGACAGUCAGCCUUGGACCAGAGGACUGGAGACCACAUUCAUGGGAUUAUGGAUGGUCCUUCUGUCUGGCAUGGGGUUCUUUCACCUGCUGCAUGGCGGCCUCCGUUACUACCUUGAACUCUUACACUAAGACUGUCAUUGAGUUCAGACACAAGCGCAAAAUCUUUGAGCAGGGCUUUCGAGAAGAGCAGAACUUCCUAGACCAGGAAGCCAUCAAGUACUUCAGAGAAAGGUCAGUGCAGUCAGUCUCUCGGUCAGUGGAGGCUUUUGUGGUCUCUACUAGUCUCAGAAAAUCCAGACUCUCACCCAUUUCAGCAGAUAUGGGUGAAGUCUCUGAGAUACUUGGAGAUGUGUGUUAAAGAGAAACACGAAAGUUCCUACUGGAUUUGUUUUUUCUUAAAUUUUGUGAUGUGCCAGUGCCUGCCAUUUCUUAUAUACUCAUUAAAACCACAAG
Molecule: messenger RNA, 1278 nt
Organism: Tinamus guttatus (white-throated tinamou)
Lineage: Eukaryota; Metazoa; Chordata; Aves; Tinamiformes; Tinamidae
Source: RefSeq, a predicted model, not a curated record